Messenger RNA from Phytophthora nicotianae INRA-310, 387 nucleotides. RefSeq lists its product as hypothetical. Lineage: Eukaryota; Oomycota; Peronosporomycetes; Peronosporales; Peronosporaceae. The record is from RefSeq and is a predicted model, not a curated record. The transcript is spliced from 3 exons. Bases 1 to 387 code for a protein of 128 amino acids.
AUGAAGCUCAAUUACUUAGAUCUCGGACUCUGCAUGCACUUUAAGCACAUCGACGGCAACGGUCUCAUCGCAACAUAUACGAACUCAUCGGGGACGGUUAGUCCUGCCGACGAUAUACGAAUGGACAGCCGACACAAGAAUGCGUGUCCCAUUCAAACUUUCGUCGGCUCAAAAGCAAGCAACGUGUGGGACCACACGGACGAAGCUAGUAUCCCCACCGGCGAGACACACAACGAAAAUAAUCGUCCGAGAGCAAUGGUUGAGGAGCAUUUCGAGAUUAAACUACCAGGUCAGUGGAGAGCAACUUUCGACAUCUGUCUGAAACCCAGUAACAACGCCAAGCAGAAGUGGUUUGAAGUAGUUAGCCAAGAGGCAGCAGGCUUCUAG